This is a messenger RNA of Spinacia oleracea (spinach), 2881 nucleotides long. RefSeq names its product isoamylase 3, chloroplastic. The transcript is spliced from 24 exons. The record is from RefSeq and is a predicted model, not a curated record. The coding region runs from base 242 to 2551 and encodes 769 amino acids. Gene Ontology annotation, biological process: carbohydrate metabolic process. NCBI's taxonomy places the organism in Eukaryota, Viridiplantae, Streptophyta, Magnoliopsida, Caryophyllales, Amaranthaceae. Gene Ontology annotation, molecular function: hydrolase activity, hydrolyzing O-glycosyl compounds.
GUUCACGUGGCAGGCAGAGAAGAAGGGCAAUUUGCCAUCUCCCAUGUCGGUACUCUCGAUUUCUCGAAGUUCCAAAAACGUCGAUUACCCGCCAUGCAAUCAAUCAUCCAUCACGAUAAAAGUGCAACAAACAAAUGCCCAAAAAUAGGGAAAAUGUCCUUUUCUUCCUCUUUACAAAAAUCUGGAAUUUUUGUUAUAGAAACUUCCUUUUCCACUGCUUCACUCAGCAAAUUCAAAUUCCAUGGAGUCAGUUACCAAAAUGCUGCAAUCAGCUUAUCUUCCAUCACCAUCCGCUGUUUCUCUCUCCUCCGCCACACCUUUCCCUCCAUCCGCUAAACAUAUUGGAUUUCAAUUGAGUACAGGAUCGGGCAACUUACAGCAGCACAUGACCACGACAAGGAGGUGCACAACUCAGGUUUCUAUGAGCGCCACAAGUCAUGGUACCCAAGAGCGCGUGCUUGAGGAGGAAGCUUCGAGCAUGUUGGAGACGACAAGCAAAUCAUUCAAAACCCUGCCAGGCCAGGCGUAUCCUUUGGGAGCUUCAGAAGUUGAGAAUGGAACAAAUUUUGCAAUCUUUUCACAACAUGCAGGCUCAGUAACUCUUUGCUUAUUGCUUCCUCCCGCUGGCUGGAAGGAUUGUGAUACAGGAAAUGAAGGAAUGGUGGAAUUAAGCCUGGAUCCGGGUUUGAACAAGACUGGAGAUAUAUGGCAUAUUUUUAUUGAGGAUCUGCCGCGGAGUGGUGUUCUAUACGGUUACCGCAUUGAUGGUCCUCAAGAUUGGCAACAAGGGCACCGAUUUGACAGCAGCAUUGUUCUGAUUGAUCCCUAUGCAAAAUUGGUUGAAGGUCGUCGGAUUUUUGGAGAUCAAAACAAUAAGUUCUCUAAGUUCUUGGGGACAUAUGAUUUUGAGAGCCCAUCCUUUGACUGGGAAAAUGAUGUGCAUCCAAACAUACCAGAGAAUGAUCUUGUAGUAUAUGAAAUGAAUGUUCGUGCAUAUACCGCGGAUGAGUCUAGCGGGGUUGAUGCAGAUAUACGGGGAAGCUAUCGUGGUGUUAUUGAGAAGAUUCCACAUCUCGUAGAGCUUGGAAUCAAUGCCGUGGAAUUGCUUCCAGUCUUUGAGUUCGAUGAGAUGGAGUUCCAAAGGCGCUCCAACCCCAGAGAUCAUAUGAUUAAUACCUGGGGCUAUUCAACUAUCAAUUUCUUCGCACCUAUGAGUCGCUAUGCAAGUUGUGGUGGCGGACCUAUUAAUGCUGCUCUGGAAUUCAAGGAAAUGGUUAAAGCCUUGCAUAAUGCUGGAAUAGAGGUUAUCUUGGAUGUUGUGUAUAAUCAUACAAAUGAGGGUGAUGAUAAAUACCCUUACACUACUUCUUUUCGUGGCAUAGACAAUAAGGUCUAUUACAUGCUGGAUGAGGAUAGCAAGUUUAUGAAUUACUCAGGCUGUGGAAACACAAUAAACUGUAAUCAUCCUGUGGUCAUGGAACUCAUUCUUGACAGCUUGAGACACUGGGUCGAGGAAUACCAUGUAGAUGGCUUCCGGUUUGACCUUGCCAGUGUGCUUUGUCGAGGAACUGGUGGUUUGCCGCUUGGUGCACCUCCUCUUGUGAGGGCCAUUGCAAAAGAUGCUGUCCUAUCGAAGUGUAAGAUAAUUGCAGAGCCAUGGGACUGUGGAGGUCUUUAUCUUGUUGGGCAAUUUCCUAAUUGGGACCGGUGGGCAGAAUGGAAUGGUCAGUACCGUGAUGAUCUGAGAAGAUUUAUUAAGGGUGACUGUGGCUUGAAAGGAACUUUUGCAACUCGCAUAUCAGGAUCUGCUGACCUAUACAGAGUCAACAAACGGAAGCCAUACCACAGCAUCAACUUUAUUAUUGCUCACGAUGGAUUUACUUUGUAUGAUCUUGUUUCAUACAAUAUAAAGCACAAUGAGUCAAACGGGGAAGGUGGCAAUGAUGGAUGCAACGACAACUAUAGUUGGAACUGUGGUUUUGAAGGAGAAACAACUGAUGCAGAUAUCAUUGCUCUACGUUCACGGCAGAUGAAAAAUUUCCAUUUGGCCUUGAUGAUAUCGCAGGGUACUCCUAUGAUGCUAAUGGGUGAUGAAUACGGGCAUACCAGAUUUGGAAAUAACAACAGUUAUGGCCAUGAUAAUGCUCUUAACAACUUCCAGUGGACAAAGUUGGAUGAAAAGAGAGAAGGCCAUUUCAGGUUUUUCUCUGAAGCUGUGAAGUUCCGUAAAACCCAUGACAUAUUCAGACGUGAAAAUUUUCUUGAGAAGAAGGAUGUGACGUGGCAUGAGGACAAUUGGAGCAAUAGCGAAAGUAGAUUCCUGGCAUUCACACUACAUAGUGAAAAAGGAGAAGACGUCUACUUGGCAUUCAAUGCUCACGACUUCUUUGUUCAAGCUGCAAUACCUUCGCCACCACAAAAUAAGCAAUGGUGCAGAGUGGUGGAUACGAAUCUCAAAUCUCCCGAAGAUUUUGUAGCUGAGGGUGUCCCUGGCAUCAAAAGCACAUACAAUGUAGCUCCCUAUUCAUCAAUUUUACUUCUUGCCAAGUAAUAGAAGUCCUCAAAAGCUUCAAACAUAUGGUAACUUUCUUGAUGCUGGUCGUAGAGAAAAUCACAGCCAAGCUAUAAUAAUUAGAACCUAGCUAAUCUCGUAUGUUUCUUCUAAUCGUAUUAUAAUUAUGUGUAAUCAUAUAUUAGUAGUUCUCGGUAUCUCAUUUUUACCGCUGUUGAGAUGUAAUAAGAGAACACAAGAAUCAAAUAAUGGAAAUAACAGAAUGUGGUACAUUUCUGUUAUUCUGUUCCUGUAUUUUUACAAACUUACAAUUCAGUAAAAAUUGUGAUUUAGUUAAUUUGAGAAAAUAAAAGAGACGUUUGAGUUGUA